CACACCAUCAGCCCCUCGGGGUCGUGUAUCGCGGAGAGGGAGCGCGAGUACGAAAGCGUGAGUGACGUCAUCUCAUAGUUACCAUAAAGCGUCCCUGCAUGGGAACGGGAACUUCAUAGGCCCGGUGGGUCUAUCGCAAGACGUGACGGUGGGAACUCGAAGAAGAUCACCAUAGGCGCAGCGAUGCUUUUCUCCCUUGAAAUUGCCGAUAUCAUCCUGGACGUGGGAUGGCAGGAGUGACCUUGUGUGAACCAACAGAACUGUAUAAUUUGUUGAAUCAGUCCACAAAGAUCUCUAGAUUAGCAGAGCCAAACUAUCUCUGUUUACUGGAUGCUCGUACCAAGAGGGAAUAUAAUGAAAGCCACUUAAUGACAGCAAUACGAGUCAAAACAAAUCCAUUGGGCAAAUACUUGGUGCCUCAAUCCAUCAAUCUGGAAUGUGUACGAUACUGUAUAGUAUAUGAUGGCAAAACGGAGUCUGUGGAUGCGGCUUUUAACAUGGAUUAUGAUCUACUUGAAGUGGAUACAGAACUAACACCAUUUGACACAGGAAUUGACAUAAGGGAAUUAAGAAAGAAACCAUCCUCUGAAUAUAAUGCUAAAGAAGGCUCUGCAGCUCGCUGUGCAAGGAUUAUGCAACGCCUUACCCGCUUUCCAGUCAUGAUCUUAAGAGGCGGCUACGAACUCUUUACAGCCUCCUACCAUUAUCUCCGGACCCAAAAGAUAUUUUGGAUGCCUCAAGAAUUGGAAGCCUUUAAGCCCUAUCCAGCAGAAAUCUUGCCGGCUAAGCUGUACAUGGGAAACUAUGUGCAAGCCUGUGACAGCCAGAUUCAGAAGGAUCUGAAAAUCAAGGCUCACAUUAAUAUCUGUGAGGAAGCUGGCACAUUCUUCCUUGAAGACAGAGAAAAUCUCCUUCAUAUUCCUAUUCCUGAUUCUCUGGAGGCAGAUUUAUUUUCUGACUUCAGCAACAUUUGUCACUUUAUUGAUGCUCACGUCCAUAAAGGAGCGGUCUUGGUCUUCUCCACUUUUGGAAUAAGCAGGUGUAGCACAGCAGUGAUGGCGUAUCUUAUCCAUUCUUGCAAGCUUUACUUGAAGAACGCUUGGAAUUACGUCCAAAAAUGUAAAAAUAACAUGCGGCCCAAUCGAGCAUUUGUGAAACAGCUAUCAGAUUGGGAACAACGGAUCUAUAUAACUGCCAUCACUGACAUUUCAGAACCAAAUUACUGAUCGGCAGCUUCAUUAUGUUUUUCUUUUUCAUGAGCUUGUUUGUCAGGGUCAGAAACAUAUUCUACAGAAUAAACUUUCAGACAUCCAAAA
Messenger RNA from Protobothrops mucrosquamatus (brown spotted pit viper), 1316 nucleotides. It is a transcript of the gene STYXL1, whose product is annotated as serine/threonine/tyrosine interacting like 1. Gene Ontology annotation, biological process: positive regulation of intrinsic apoptotic signaling pathway; protein dephosphorylation; negative regulation of cytoplasmic stress granule assembly. The transcript has 10 exons. Lineage: Eukaryota; Metazoa; Chordata; Lepidosauria; Squamata; Viperidae. Gene Ontology annotation, molecular function: pseudophosphatase activity; protein phosphatase binding; protein tyrosine/serine/threonine phosphatase activity. The record is from RefSeq and is a predicted model, not a curated record. Gene Ontology annotation, cellular component: mitochondrion. Bases 228 to 1226 code for a protein of 332 amino acids.